Molecule: messenger RNA, 4380 nt
Organism: Chinchilla lanigera (long-tailed chinchilla)
Lineage: Eukaryota; Metazoa; Chordata; Mammalia; Rodentia; Chinchillidae
Gene: Ackr2
Product: atypical chemokine receptor 2
Exons: 2
Coding region: 1353-2504 (383 amino acids)
Biological process (GO): immune response; G protein-coupled receptor signaling pathway; chemotaxis
Cellular component (GO): membrane
Molecular function (GO): scavenger receptor activity; chemokine binding; chemokine receptor activity
Source: RefSeq, a predicted model, not a curated record
CUUUCGGACGAAGCCCCAGGCUGGAUGCCGCGGCCAGAGUGUGACUGGGAACUGCCGCAGCGUUCCCAGCCACAGUGGGCUGGGCAGGGGAUCCGAGGGGCCGUCCCAGGCGACCCUCACACUCCAGAAUCCUGAGAGCAAUCGGGGAGCCUCCGGGCGGGGGUGGUCACGGGGCCACCUCCUGUGAUACAGGACAGUGAACACGGCUCACGUGGAAACAGGGCAGAGGGCGCCUGCGUGGGUCACGCUGCCUGGGCACAGGCUCCGGGCUGCGGGCACUGAGCUGUCCCAGCUGGGGAGCAGCGUGGCUCAGCUCCACAGCAUCCAGGAGACCGGGUGGGGGGAGAAAAAGGGAAAAACAAGGCCAGAGAGAAGGGCCGGAGAGAGGAGGCUGCCUCCAGCCCUUGGUUAGAUGGCUCUCUGAGGGCAGCCUUGUGCUGUGCUGGGGACUCGGCGGCCACCGGGAGGCAGGUGUCCUCCAUGUCCAGGAGGUCAGCGGAGGAGCGAGUGCUGAGUGCCGGGCUAGGGCAGGGAGGGGAGGGUCAGGAUGAUUUCCAGAUUCCACGCCAAGAGCCAAGGUCCUGUCCACUGGACAUGACCUUAAACAGUUCUCCUGGUGUUCCAGUCCAAAAACGGGGGCAGCUGCUGAGGUUACGCUUUACCUUGUUUAUUUGAUCAGUCUCACCUCUUACCAGUUAUGUAGCAAACAGCAUGGGGACAUGGUCAGUACCCAAGCGGGACCGACACGUGGCCCUGAACUUCAGAGCUCCCGGCUGGGAGGGGUGUGGGUGGGCCGAAUGUGGAAGGUGGAGAGGGUGAGGCUGGGGGAGCUGAAUGGGCUGGGCCGGCCCCUUGCAUCCUGAUCUCCUGAUCGGCGCCCUGCUGGGGAGCAUUGAGCGGCAGCUCUGGGUGGGUGAGAGGGAGGGGGCUCUGGAGAGUAGGAGCCCUGGUUUUCAGCGUUCGAUGUGGUGUCCAUGUUCCCAUUGUCCCCAGUGCAGGGCUGGCCUUGGUGAGUUGGCCCAGUGCCACACAGACUCGGCCGAGCCCUCCCCUGCUUGCUCAGAGCCUCAUCUUCCAGAUGCAAGUUGAGCAUCCUGCAAGGGGCCCGGGGGAGGGCCUCCCAUCCUGGUCCCUCGGGCACCAAUCCGGGCUGCAGGCAAUUGUGAAGCCUCAGUUUCCCCUCCAGGAAGUGAAGAUCCGGAUAGUACGGUGCCCUGGCUGUAGUGAGGAUGAAGUGAGACUGCUCGCGCGCAGCUGCCUUCUGUCCUGAUGCCUGUGGCCCUAUCUUCCCCCUGGUUGCCCCAGCUGCACCCUGUGGAAAGAGAGCCUCAGGCCUGGGAGUAACCCCCGUGAUGGCCACCACUGCUUCCCCUCCACCCCUCGCCACAAAGGAUGCUGCUGUGGAGAACAGCAGCUUCUACUAUGACUACGACUACCUGGACUCAGUGGUCUUCCUGGUGUGCACGAAGGACGAGGUCCUGUCCUUCGCCCGUGUCUUCCUGCCAGUGUUCUACAGCCUGGUCUUCAUCCUGGGCCUGGGCGGCAACCUGCUGCUGCUUGUGGUCCUGCUCCGCUAUGUGCCCCGCCGGCGAAUGGCCGAGGUCUACCUGCUGAACCUGGCCAUCUCCAACCUCCUCUUUGUGGUGACCUUGCCCUUCUGGGGCAUCUCCGUGGCCUGGCAUUGGGUCUUUGGCAGUUUCCUGUGCAAGGUGGUGAGCACCCUUUACACCAUCAACUUCUACAGUGGCAUCUUCUUCAUCAGCUGCAUGAGCCUGGACAAGUACCUGGAGAUCGUCCAUGCCCAGCCCCUGCACAGGCUGAGGACCCGGGCCAAGAGCCUGCUCCUUGCUGCCCUGGUGUGGGCCGUGGCACUGGCCAUCUCUGUCCCCGACAUGGUCUUUGUGCAGGUACACGAGCACCCCAAGGGCGUGUGGAGCUGCUACCCAGAUUUUGGGGGCCAUGGGACCACCUGGAAGCUCUUCCUUCGCUUCCAGCAGAACCUGCUAGGUUUCCUCCUUCCCCUCUUGGCCAUGAUCUUCUUCUACACCCGCAUCGGCUGCGUCCUGGUCCGGCUGCAGCCCCGGGGCCAGGGCCGGGCGCUGAGGAUGGCUGCGGCCCUGGUGGUGGCCUUCUUUGCCUUCUGGUUCCCGUACAACCUCACCUUGUUCCUCCACUCGCUGCUGGACCUGCAGGUCUUCGGGGACUGCCAGGCCAGCCGGCGCCUGGACUACACCAUGCAGGUGACCGAGAGCUUGGCCUUCCUCCACUGCUGCUUCACCCCCGUGCUCUAUGCCUUCUCCAGCCGCCGCUUCCGCCAGUACCUGAAGGCUCUGCUGGCCACUGCGCUCAGACGGCGCCUGGCAUCCGGCCCCACCCAGGCCUCGGUGUCCCGGGGGUCUGAGAGCAGCAGGCUCACUGCCCAAGAGGACAUGACCAGCCUGAACGAACUGGCACAGGGGCUGGCCGAGGGCUCCCUGAACCCGGAGGAUGUAGGGAGUCACUAAGGCUGGGCCAGGCCAGCCUGGUGCUGGCAGCGGGUCCAGCUUGCUUGGGCUUCCACACGGAGUGCCUGCCACCAGGGGCCUGGGAACCAGUUCUCAGCCUCCUCCACUUCUUCCCCCACGGGCCCGCCGCACAGGCCGCAGUGGUUUCCCAGCUCACCUCCCCGCACUUUGCACAUCUGUUGCUGGUGCGUGCCAGGCAGCCAGCGGCCAGGGAGUGCGGCACCCUUGGCUGUCAUGCACUGCUCCCCCAGUGACAGCCCAGUCAAUCCUUCGAGGGUUGCUGGGGCACCUGCCCCCAGCCAAGCCCUAUCUCCCUCCUGCCCACGCUGCUGGGAUAUCCUGGCGCAGACUGUUUCUGGGGACCCCAGGCUCGUUCCCUGGGGAUCCCAGCCAUGCUACCGGCCUGAGCUGCUGCCACCAGGAAGAUGAAGUCACACCUGUCCUCCAAGGCCUCGGCUCAGAUCCCCUUCUCCCUCAGACCCCGUGUCUGCCCUGUGGAUGCACGUCUUGCUCCCCCUUCUUUCUCCUGCGCUCUGCUUCUCCGUGCCUCUUGCUCUUUCUUGCUUCCAGUGUGUUUUUUCGGUCUGUCGCCGUCCCAAGCCCCAUCCCAGGUGAGUCCUUGGGCCCAACAGUGCACCUGGGAGGCCAUGGGAGGUGUUGUGGCUGGGCGGCUCUGUCCUCCCUUGCUUGGGUGGAGGUUGGGGCUGAACCUGGGGCUGAGACCAGGAUGGUUCCACUAGUGUCCCCCAUACGCCCAGGGUUAAGGGGCUGGCCCCCAGGGUGUCAUUAGUGAAGUAGAGCCCCGUGGGAGGGAGGGCUUUGUUAUUAAGGACAGGCCCUAGUGAGGUUGCAGUGAAGUCACAGCUUUCUCCUUUCUUUAUUCUUUCUUUCUGGCCCAUGAAGUGGCCGGUUUGCUCUUCCGUACACUGCCCAUGGGAGGCAGAGCAACAGGUUUGCCCAAUCUGGGACUGGAACCCCCACCUCAAAAAAAAACCCUGUAAGCCCAAAUAAACCUCUUCCUGAUUACAAUCGGAUUAUUCAAGAUACGGGAUCACUGAGCUUCCUACACACAGCCACCAAAGCCUUCACCUGCCACACUCCAGACAUGUGGCUGCAGAGGACACGUGAUCCAGGCAAAGCCAGGGACAUGCAGGGGCACAGGCCAGAGGCGGGAGCCCAGGCAGGAGGGUGCGCGGUCCAAGCUGCUCCCCCAUCCCUUGAACCUCAGAGGGCCAGGGGCUGGCACAGCGUGGGCGUCGUGGGGACAGGGGCCCAGCCUCAGAAUUGGGCAUAGCCUCGCUCAGCCCGGCCUGCGCUUGGGGUUGCCCAAGCUCACAGAUGCCUUUCCUGUGUGGGCUCAGGCUGCCCUCUUGACCCACAGUGCUGGCUCAGUGCAUCCUCUUCAAGGCCCCACACUGUCCCGCCCCUGUGCCCUGGUGGAGGGGAGCCCCGGGGCACAGUGACGAGAUUCUCCCCCAGCUUUCUGUAGCACUCAACGCUUCCUUCCGUGUCGUGGGACCACAUAGCACCCUGUGCCUCUCGUGACUUCUGUCUCGCAUGACUGGACCCAGAGCUUGGAAGGAUGGACCCAAGAGAGAAGGGAUGAGGGUGGGAGCGAAGAUGCAGGGGCGGUGAGCACAGGAGACCAGGGGCACUGUCACAAGUAAAGUCUGCAUCCUCCGUGCUUCCCUGUGUGCUUGGGAUGUAGUGGGUGUUCACUGCGUUCUUUUUGAUUGCAUUUUUUUCUCUCUCCUUAUUCAUUUUGGAAUAAAUGGCUGGUAAAUAGAGGAUUGAGGAGUGUUAUAUCUUGCUGAGGACCAACUUGACCUGGUACAGAGCAGACAGUAAUUCAUAUUAAUAAAGUGGGACAAAAAUA